AGGAUAAUUCAUAAUUGUUCCAUUAGAGAUUUUGAUUGUGAUGAAGUCCUUCCUUUUUGGAGGCAGUAAAUGACCUUAAGUAGGACAUGGAUACUGGAGAAAAACAACUCCCGUACAGGGUUCAAACUAGGUGGACUUAAUUGAAGCAUGAUUUAACAGAGAAGGGUGCAGUUGAAAUGAAUGAUUUGCUUGUGAUUAUCUUAGGAAAUUUUGAAAAAAUGUGGGAGCAAGCAUUCCUUUCAGUUGAUACUUCUCUUGCUCAGUCUUUCGUUUCUUGCAUUGUAAUAUCAUCAAGCCAAACCAGUAUUUCCUAGUUAAGAUAGUAUUAAAGUUUUCUACACACCUUUUCAGUAGCACUAUUGUUGUUUAGUGGCUUGUAUAAAUAGAUUUCAACUUACAAAAGAUGAUUGGCUCAUCAUCAUGUGCUCUUCUCCAUUUCUGUUAAUUGUGUGAGGUGAGUGAUCAUUUGGUAUCUGGGAUCUUGUUCUUUUUCCAUGAACUGCAGGUCAUCUUUACUUGACAAUUGAACAUCCCUGGGCAAAGACGGCUGGAAGAUAAAACCUUGCAUAGUAGCGUCCACAGGGAAACAGCGUUUUCUAUACAUACACUGCUGACUCUGGGGAAAGGUAGUGUGACUUUCUUAGAGGAUAAGCGUCACUUUAAAGAUAUAAUCAACAAGCUUUGUAUAAACAAUCAUGCAAAUGGGAAAACACCUGCUCUGUUACUUACUGGUAGCAGUGAUCAUGCUGUUGUACUCUGGAGUGAAAGAAAUGCGGCGAAUGCAUGGAAACCAAGGACAGUGCACAAAAAUCUGCAUUCCUGAAGGUUUAUAUGAUUUUUAAUUUAUCCAAGAGAUGCUUGUCUUUGAUACUAGACUGAGGCGGAAAGACAGAUCUCCAUGCUUUGGGUCAAGAAAGCAGCAAUUAACAC
Molecule: messenger RNA, 930 nt
Organism: Rubroshorea leprosula
Lineage: Eukaryota; Viridiplantae; Streptophyta; Magnoliopsida; Malvales; Dipterocarpaceae
Source: the annotation of a GenBank genome assembly